AUGAUUAAGAAGAGACAUCGUUCAUUUGGUAAAGCCGAUUUGAUUCAACCAACAAAUCAUUAUUCAUCCCGAAAUGAGAUUAUGCCAGUGUCAUCAGCAGCAUCAUCAUCAUCAAUCGGCAAAUUUCUCAGUAAUCGUUUACGUGAUUCGAUUCAUUAUACACGGUCGUCAUCACCGCCGACAAAACAUGCACAUUCUGAUAAUACUGUACAUCUAACGGAAAACUUUGAUGAAGCAGAUUAUGUAGCGACACCGGAACCUCUAUUAAAUGAUAAUUUUAAUUAUUAUCAUCGCCGUCCUUUAUUAACACCAUCAUCUACAUCUUCAAACGUUGACUCUUAUUUGACUCAUACAUCACCUGAUACCAAAAAAUUUUCUCGUCACGUUGAACUCUCAUCUGGUUACAAUAUAUUAAAAGAUAAUAAUCGAAACAAGUCACUCAAAUUACCGAACUAUCGUCAGGGUCGUACUCCGUUAACACGGGUAAACACUCUUCAGCAUCAAAAAUCAUCAUUAUUGGAUGAAGAAGAAUUUCCGUUCGAUAGUUUCCACCAACGUCGAUUAUCAUUCAACAACAGACUUCUCAAUUCAACAUCUCUCUAUAAUAACAAACAUAAAUUUCAAUAUAAUAAUGAUGGCUCACGGCGUCCAUUUUCUAGUGACAGCCCUGUACCACCUCCCACUCAAUCUACACGGAUUCUUGACAAUAAUAUUUCAUCAGCACCUCCUGUUCACAAUUGUCAACCGUUACCGCCUAAUCACUAUCAUGAGACUAAUAAUUCAACCGAAUCAAAUUUACAACAACAACAAUCAUCAUCAAUCUCCAAUCCUAAUCUUCCACUUGAGCCGUUGAAAUUUAAGUCUUCGUCAUUUGCCGUUAAUACAGCUGAUAAUGAAGAGGACGAUUCUAUCGCUGCUCUAAGUCGAGAAUUACGUGCUGCUGCAUAUCCGUCAAAUCGUAAACAAUCAUUAUCAUCACCUACACGUGACAUAAUAGCAACAGCCACAAACACUUCAGCGUCGCCACCAACGUCAAGAUAUUCCACACGUAAUCAAACAAAACGAACCCUACCACGAUCAUUACCGAAGUUAACUGAUGCACAUUCAAGAAAAAUAAACUACUAUCACCAAACAUCAUCUGAAUCAAACGAUGAGAGGACUGAUGAUUUACUUCAAAGUUCAUCAGCAACAACGUUACUUCUUGAUCAAUUCUUCUCACUAAAUACUCAACAACAGCACGAACGAUCACAAUUAUUAAAUAUAACUGGUAGUGAACAAUCGGAAUUAGUGGUCAUUAAAACAACACUAGAUUUGAACAAUUCAACAAUGAAUGAUCUCACAAAGUCGACAUCAACAACAACGAGAAAAUUUCUUUCAAAGUAUGCACGUUUAGCUCCAAUAACAACAACACAUCAAGUGAAUAUUGCUACUGUUCAAAGAAUUUGUCCAAAAUUAAAACGCGAUACGAAUAAUAUUAGUGUAAAAAAAGACGAAGAUCAACCGCAAAAUGUUUUGAAUUAUAUUAACAACAAUUGCAAGGAUGAAAAUGUUGAUGUUCUAAGCGAAGAUUAUUUGUCUAAUAUGAAUUUAUCUAUGCCAUCUACGUUGGAUAAUGAUCGAUCAAAUCAAAGUGAAUUGAUUGGUGUCAUGAAUGAUGACGUUGACAGUGCGAUGGAUAAUACCUAUGACUAUGCACCGUUUGAACAACAGCACCAUGACAUUAUUGAUAUACCAUUACUUGAAUUAGAUGAAUUAGAAACGGCAUCAGAUAUAUGCGAAUCUCAAUUGGUACCGAUUGUGUACGCAAAAGACUUAGAAAAUGAAAUAGCUUUGUUACAAAAAGCACACCAAGCAAAACAACAACAAAGACGUGAACAAAGAGAAGCUCAUUUAUUAUUACAUCAACAGGAUGAAGAUGAUAGACUGAACGAUAAUAAUAGUGUACCACCACCAGCAAACAUUGAAUUACUCAAUUUUGAUACAUUGGACGAUGAGGUACUCAUAAAACAAGAAUGUGUUAAUGAAAUUCUUUCAGCUGCAACGGCAUUACUAACUCUUCCGACUGUUUUAUAUAAGAGUGAUGAUACGAUCAACAAUAACAACGACAACGAAAAUAGUUUUGAUACUAUGGAUAUUUCGUUAAUGUCGAUGCCAUCAUUUCCCAUUAUAACUACUUCAAAUAUACAACAACAUACAACACUGGCUCAUAAUCGUCUAUGUUUAUGGUAUCGAUUGUCGGCCAAAUUAUGGUUCAAAAUAUUAUCGUAUUUAAAUCAAAAUGAAUUGUACAAUUUUUCUCAAGCAUGUAAGAGAUUUUAUUUAUUAGUUCAAGAUCAAGCAUGUCAACAUCGUACGAUACUCUAUCGAAAACCAAUAAUUGAACAACAAUGGCUACAUACUAUUGCUAGACGAAAACCGAUAGCAUUGGCAUUUAUUGAAUGUGGACAACAAAAUCUUGAACAAGACAAAAAACCAACAUUAGACAGUCAAAUUAAUAAUGAUUUUAAAUUGUCAAAUCAUAUGAAUAUUGCUGAAUGGAAUGAAUUUUUCAAUAAUAUUCGUACAAAUUUGACCGACAUGACAAUAACCAAUUGUUAUUAUGAACCAUUUACACCUAAUUUUCUAUUACCAAUUAUAUUCGAUAAAUGCAACAGUAUAAAAACAUUAAAUAUUAGCUGGAAUAAUCUCACACCAGUUACAUUUACUCUAUUAUCCCAUCAUCAAUUAUCUUCACUUGAUUUAAGUGGUUGUCAAACAUUAACCGAUUCAAUUAUAACUCAAUUAUUUUUUCAUGAUAAUAAUCCUUCAAUUCUUUCAUUACAUUUGAUCAUUUUAAAGUUAGCUUUUUGUGUAAAUAUAACCUGGUCAAGUUUAACAGUAAUUAGUGAACAUCUUAAAUCAUUAAAGCAUUUAAAUAUACGACAAUGUAUCGGAUUAGAAUAUCAAUUUGAUAAUGAUAACUUAAAUUGUUUUCAAUAUUGGUCAAAUUUAGAAUAUUUAGAUAUGAGUCAAUUAUUAUCAUUAACAGACAAUGAUAUAUUGAAACUCACUAUAAAUUGUAAAUCUUUAAAACAACUUUAUUUAGAUAGUUGUAUUAAUUUAACGGAUCAAACAUUGUACACAAUAGGAAAUAAUUUACAAUUAACAUUAGAAUUGAUUAGUCUUGAAAAUUGUGUAAAUAUACAACAAAAUAUUGCCUAUUUAUUUCUAAUUCAACAAUGUUUAAAUUUACGCUCAAUGAAUUUGUCAUUUACAUGUGUUAGUGAUGAAUAUAUUCGUUCAUGGAUAAAUCAAAGUGAAAAUAAUUUAAAUUAUUUAGAAAUAUUAUCAUUAAAUUCAACUAAAUGUACAUAUAAUGGAAUUAAAAUAAUAUUAGAUUCAUGUAAAAAUCUCAGACAAAUUAAUCUUAUAGGUUUAUUCAAUCAAUUAUCAGAACAAAAUCAAUUAAAAGAAGAAUAUAAAAAUGUAAUUGAUUUUAAUGAUCGAUGGCCAACUGUUCUUGAUACAAUACGUUGUGUAAUUAGUUUAAGUCGUUCCGGAGUAAUCAAUAAACAAACAUGGCAAACACAUAUUUAUGAGUUAUGCGUUGCCACACCGAAUAGCCAUGCUGAACGUCUCUAUGAAGAGACCAAACAAUUUCUUGAAGAUCAUACAUCAUCAAUGAAAAAAGAUAUUUCUGAUGCUGAUCAAGAUAUGUUAACAGUUUAUGUCAAAUAUUGGACUGAAUAUAGUAAUGGAGCACAAUAUCUCAAUCUUCUCUAUGGAUAUUUGAAUACACAAUUUGUGAAAAAACGUCAAGUAAAUGAUCAUGAUCAGUUACUUGAUUGUAAUUUAGAGUCAAAUGAGCAACCAUUAUUUGAAAUUGGAGAAAUGGCACUUGAUUGUUGGACAAAGAUUAUUAUUGAACCAUUAAAGGAUCAUUUAGUUAAUCUACUACUUGAACAAAUUCAUAGAGAUCGAAUAAAUGAACCUGUAAAUCAAGCAACAAUUAAAGGAGUAAUUAUGUCAUUUGUUGAUGUUUGUCAACAUCGAAAAAUAUUAUCAUUAGAAUUAUAUGAAAAAUCAUUUGAAACACAGUUAUUACAAGCAACCGGUGAAUAUUAUAGACAAGAAGGAAAUCGUUUAUUAUCCGUUCUAAAUUGUAUUCAGUAUAUGAAGAAGGUGCUAUUAUUAUUAGAUGAUGAAGAAUUUCGUAGUCGAAAAUUUUUAAAUCCAACAUCUUUUACAAAAGUCUAUAAUGAAUGUCAUCAAUAUUUAAUUACUGUACAUAUGGAAACAUUGAAAAAUGAAUGUAAUAAAUUAAUUAUUGAAGAAGAUUUAGAAGCAUUACAAAAUAUGUAUAAAUUAUUUAAACCUAUUCAAACGGGUAUUCAAUAUAUGGUUGAACGUUUACAAGAAAAUAUAACACGUAUUGGAAAUGAAAAAAUUCAAUCACUUAAAGGAGAAAAUUUACCAACAUUAUUUGUCGAAGCAUUACUUGAAUUACACAAUAAAUAUAUGAAUGUUAUACGUGACGUGUUUUCAAAUGAUCAAGAGUUUGUUAGCGGUGAGAUAGAUCAUCUUGUUUAUAUACAAUUAUCAUAUUUAUCAAAUGUUUUGUUUUUUUUAGCUCUUGAUAAAGCCUGUGCAAAUAUUGUGAAUAUGAAACGUGAUUCAAAACAAAUCACAAAAGCACCGGAACUAUUAGCUCGUUAUUGUGAUAAUUUAUUACGUAAAUCAUCUAAAUCAGUUACAGAACAAGAAAUUGAAGAUAAAUUAUUAGCUUCUAUAACAAUAUUUAAAUAUCUAGAUGAUAAAGAUUAUUUUCAAAGAUUUUAUCAAAAAAUGCUUGCUCGUCGUCUGAUUAAUAAUCAAUCAACAUCCAUGGAUGCUGAAGAAUUUAUGGUCACAAAACUAAAACAAACGUGCGGUUAUGAAUUUACCGGUAAAUUAGCACGUAUGUUUCAAGAUAUUAAGGUCAGCGAUGAUUUGAAUGCAAAAUUUUUGGAUUAUUUAAAACCAACGGUGUCUGCUGAAAAACAACAGCAAUUACAAUCGUCUUCCACAACCACAUUGUCAAAUUUAAUUGGCAUUGAUUUUAGUAUCUAUGUUUUACAAGCAAAUUCAUGGCCAAUAUCACAAUCAAGUACAAAUACGUUUUCUAUACCUCAACAAUUAGAAAAACCAUUGCAUAUGUUUGAAGAAUUUUAUGCUGAAGUUCGAAUGAGUCAACUUGAUCGUCCAUAUUUUGUAACAAUGAGCACAUAUCAAAUGUCUGUAUUAUUGUGUUUUAAUGAAGUUCGACAACUGACAGUUGGAGAAUUAGAAGAAGCAACUAAACUACAUACAAAAGAAUUAGAAAAACAAAUACAAUCAUUAAUUGAAGCAAAAUUUUUAUUAGGAGAUAUGACUGAUUUAAAAUCAACUUCUCUAAUUGAAAUUAAUUUUGAUUACAAAAGUAAACGAACAAAAUUUAAAAUAUCAUCUGUCGGACAAAAAGAUACCACACAAGAAGCAGAAGCUGCACAACAAGCAGCUGAUGAAGAUCGAAAAUUUUAUCUUCAAGCUGUUAUAGUGCGAAUUAUGAAAGCACGAAAAACACUUAAACAUAAUUCAUUAAUAGAAGAGGUAAUUACCCAAUCCAAACAACGUUUUAUGCCAUCAAUUCAAUUAAUCAAAAAAUGUAUUGAAAUAUUGAUUGAUAAACAAUAUCUUGAACGACCUUCAACCGAUGAAUACAGUUAUGUGGCGUGA
Didymodactylos carnosus is the source of this 5733-nucleotide messenger RNA. Lineage: Eukaryota; Metazoa; Rotifera; Eurotatoria; Philodinida; Philodinidae. The record is from the annotation of a GenBank genome assembly.